CCAGGAAAAAUAGCUGCGCUUCAUCGCAGCAUCUUUCCUCCGAUGCGGGGAAAACAUUCGCUAGGUGCGGGCCGUUGACGCCAUUCUGGUUAGUCGGUUCGUUCCCCAGACAUGACUCUCAUACCGGCCAUCACCUUCCUUAUCUGCCUGACCCAAGAAGGGCUUGGUAUCGUUUGCGGGUUUUUCCCAGGCCAGGUACGAUCAAGAUCCUGGAAUUCGAAGUCAGUUUCCAGAGAAGUGACUUUCCCCGGUGCCCGGCAUGGCACGCUGGCAGGGAUAGAAUAAUGGGUCUGAAUCGACAGUCUGUAUAAAAUGCGGUCGUCAGCCUUCGCGCAAUGUUCCAAGCAACAUCGACCGGUCAACAAUGUCGCUUUCGCUCCUUCUCACAGCUGCCUUGGUGGCACCGUCCUUGGCAAAGACCGUUCGAUCUCCGACACCGCCGAUGGGAUGGAACUCGUACAACAGCUACUCGUGUUCUCCCUCUGAAGAGAAGAUCAAGCAUAGCACCGACGGGUUGAUCGCAUUAGGCCUUGACAAGCUUGGCUACAACUUCAUCACUGUGGAUUGUGGAUGGCCGUCAAGAGAUCGAAGCCCGGAAGGCAAGCUGCAAUGGAAUGAAACAUUGUUCCCCUCAGGCGGCAAGGCUCUGGGUGACUACAUCCACGGCCUCGGCUUGGACUUUGGACUGUACUCGGGUGCUGGUUACCUACAAUGCGGCAGCACGGAUCUACCUGCGAGUCUGGGGUACGAGCAGCUCGAUGCUGAGAGCUUUGCCGAAUGGGGCGGUGACAGUCUGAAAUACGACAACUGCUACUCUACUUCAAACACCACGAUGGUCGACUCUUCGUCGGCUGAGUCGCAGUCGCCAGCACGCUUCCAGCACAUGGCAGCAGAACUAGAGGCAGUGGAUCGUGACAUCCAGUACUUCGUCUGCCAAUGGGGCAUUGGCGUAGAUACCGGCGCAUGGGCCUCAAAGAUUGGCAAUACCUGGCGCAUUAGUAACGACAUCUACAACGCCUGGCGCAGUAUCUGGCGCAUCACCAACCAGAUCGUGCCUUACUACCGCCACACAACGGUCGGUGCAUUCGCAGACAUGGACAUGUUGAUCGUCGGGCUCAAUACUCUAUCCGAAGAAGAGGAGCGCUUCCACUUCGGCAUGUGGGCCAUCAACAAGUCACCUCUCAUUAUCGGAGCGGCAGUUGAUGCAGAGAAGCUUAACAAGCACUCUCUGGAUAUCAUGUCCAACAAGGAAGUCAUCGCAAUCAACCAGGAUGUUCUCGCCAAGCAAGCGCAGCUGGUUCGUCGCUACACCGAGGAAGAGUACGACAUCUGGCUAGGUGAGCUUUCCGGCUCCCGCCAAAUUCUCGGAGUCGCAAACUGGAAGAACGAGUCUCAGACUGUCGAAGUGGACCUCGCAUCUCUCGGCGUCGGCUCUGCGCAAGUUCGCAAUGUAUGGGCAGCGAAGGACCUGGGGCUCAUCGAGGGUGCUCAGAAACUUGAUCUCGCUGGCCACGAACUCCGUCUCUGGGUGAUCUCAAAUGCAACCGCAGCAGCGCCGCUGAAGUCUUCUGGAUACCACAGUGCUUCUGAUGCCACUCUCGCCGGCUCGGCCAAGGUCGUCCCUUGCUCCUCUGGGGCCUGUCUUCCAACAGGAUCGAAGGUUGGCGACAUUGCGCUCGGCUCCAGCGCCACUUUCACUAAGGUUGCAGCUUCGUCCUCUGGAAAGAAGACUAUCGCUGUUGACUUCGUGAACUACGACUACGCUUUCACAACGGCUUGGGACUACGGCGACAAUGCCAGGAAUGCGACAAUUGCGGUCAAUAGUGGCGCUGCGAAGCGAUGGGCGUUCCCGCUCUCUGGUGGCAACUGGGAAGAGAGUGGGCGCUUGACUGUGGAGGCUGAUGGGUUUGUUGAGGGUGGUAAUAAUACUGUUGUGUUUGGUGGUUUUGGCAGUGCGACAAGCUGGGCACCAGACGUCGUCGGCCUCGAGAUUCUGGAGUAAAUACAUAGUGAGUCUCCGUACUCGCAACUCUAUCAAAUGUUGCCCCGUUACUAUUACACUUACACAAUUCCUCGUUGUUUGGAUAUGCCAUUAUCUUCUGAACAGCAUUGUGUGACGCACGUCAUGCUCCCACAUUGCGCGAUUUCACCAACUACGUUCACACUGUUCACAUUUCGAGCACCCCACAAUUCAGCUCAGAGAUACGUAGGGUAGAGUCUAUCAUGUCUCCAUGGCUCUGCUGAUUGGACGCGCCAUCAAUUCGAAAGCAGAUGCUCUCAAAGGCAACGCUGGUCUUCACUU
Molecule: messenger RNA, 2302 nt
Organism: Boeremia exigua
Lineage: Eukaryota; Fungi; Ascomycota; Dothideomycetes; Pleosporales; Didymellaceae
Product: glycoside hydrolase superfamily
Exons: 2
Coding region: 365-2002 (545 amino acids)
Biological process (GO): carbohydrate metabolic process
Molecular function (GO): hydrolase activity, hydrolyzing O-glycosyl compounds
Source: RefSeq, a predicted model, not a curated record